Chenopodium quinoa (quinoa) is the source of this 2264-nucleotide messenger RNA. Its product is annotated as putative receptor-like protein kinase At4g00960. The transcript has 8 exons. The record is from RefSeq and is a predicted model, not a curated record. Bases 154 to 1800 code for a protein of 548 amino acids. Gene Ontology annotation, biological process: protein phosphorylation. Gene Ontology annotation, molecular function: protein kinase activity; ATP binding. NCBI's taxonomy places the organism in Eukaryota, Viridiplantae, Streptophyta, Magnoliopsida, Caryophyllales, Amaranthaceae.
GUCAAUGAUGAGCUUAUGGCGAUGAAAAAGUCAUCAGUUGUCAUAGCCACCAACCACCAAGUACUCCACAUCUAAUAAUGAGCUAACCGGCCAACGGGCAACAGUAGAAACACUCUGAAGAUCGAGAAAUUCACCGAUUAAAGCCACCUAAUAAUGUGGUUCGGAAAGACGACGAUCACGGUGUUGGCUGCGGUGUUGUUGACGUCACGUUUAUUAUUGACACGAGCACAAACUCCUUCAGAUCCAGGGACGACAACACCCACAAGCAAAUCCUGCAUUAAGGCUUUGACUCCUUGUGCUAAAUAUCUUAACCCAUCUCCAAAGUCUGACUGCUGUACUGAUACGGUAUCAGGUAACUCGGGUAAUUCAUCGUGCAUCUGCGAAGUGUCACCACCGGAUGCCAAAAGCUGUUGUAGUACUGAUCUCUUAGAUAGUUUGUCUUGUAUCUGUGAAGCGUCGCAGAACCCGGCCCUCUCUAAGGCUGCUGGCCUCAACAAAACCCAGGUCAUUGAGAUCUCUAAUCUCUGCUGGUCUGGCCUUGACUGCCGCAAUGAUUCUUCAGCUGCGACUCCGUUUGGGGCUCCACAAAUCGGUACAUCUAUAUCUUCGCCUGGAAAGAAGAAAAUAAUUAUCGCAGCCAUUGUUUUAUCUGUCACGUUAGUGGUGCUAAUUGCCAUAGGCAUUGGCAUAUUUAGGACAAAACGAAAAAAGAAACGUGGUGUCGCAAAUGCUCAAAAUGCAAACAGACAAGAUGUAGAUCAUUUGAUAACAGCUGAGUCGUUACAAUAUGACUUGGACACGCUUGAAGAUGCCACUAACAACUUCUCCAACAACAACAAAAUAGGGGAAGGAGGGUUUGGUGGUGUAUACAAGGGUACCUUACAAAAAGGGCAAGAAGUAGCAGUAAAAAGGCUGUCAAAGAGCUCUGGACAAGGUAACAAAGAAUUCGAAAAUGAAGUUGUAUUUUUAGCAAAGCUUCAACAUCGAAAUCUGGUCAACCUACUAGGAUUUUGCUUGACGAGUGAGGAUAAGUUGCUUGUUUACGAAUAUGUGCCCAACAGAAGCCUUGAUUAUUUUCUUUUUGAUCCUGCUAAACAAGACCAAUUAAAUUGGACAAUGCGCUACAAUAUCAUCAAAGGCAUUGCUAGAGGACUGCAAUAUCUUCAUGAAGACUCUCGUCUAAAAAUUGUUCACCGUGAUCUUAAAGCAGCAAAUAUUUUGCUUGAUGCAGAAAUGAAUCCUAAAAUUGCUGAUUUUGGCAUUGCUAAGAAUUUUGAUGUCCUAUUAACUCAGAAGACUACAAACAGAAUCGUUGGAACUUAUGGUUAUAUGGCUCCGGAGUAUGCAAUGCAUGGACAGUUCUCGGUAAAAUCAGAUGUAUACAGUUUCGGUAUACUAGUAUUGGAGAUGGUAAACGGACAAAGAAUUAGCCGCUUCUAUCAAUCAGAAUCUGGCGAAAGCCUUCUCAGCUUUGCUUGGAAAAGUUACAGUGAGAGAAGAGCAUUAGACUUUAUGGAUCCAACAUUAAGAAGUUCAUAUAUAAUCGAUGAAGUCGCAAAAUGCCUUCAUCUUGGAUUAUUUUGUGUUCAAGAUGACAUUCGAAAAAGACCUACAAUGUCAACCGUAAUUCACAUGCUCCACUCUGAAUCUGAAGCAUCUACCUCUUUGGUCCCUCAACGCCCUUCCUCGAUAUACUUAAUAGAUACGGACCAAGUAACAUCUACUACUACGAAAAGCGAUACCGGCUCAAGUUCAACACCAUAUUCUCAUACAGAUCAGAAAGAAAAUACUGUUGGUUGAGUUUGAUUAACAAAUUUUUUUUUUUUGGUGUUGAAAGAGCCAUAAAAAGAGAGUGAUGCACUACAAUUCGUUCGAUACAAAGUUUUAGAUUUAGAUGGUUGACUUGAAUUUGGUAAUGCAUUCACCAAAGAAAUGGAUUGAGAAACACAAGAUGAGAUAAAUGCCUUGCAUGCAUUGCAUCACAUUUGAUUUGGUGCAACUAUAUAUUGGAAGGUCGACUUGCACUGGAAAAUAUAUGGUUGUUCUGUUAAAGAACGAAGAAAAUAAUUCACAAAUAAACAAGAUACAAAGCAAUAAUGCUAGCUUAAUUUUUAAGGAGUUUCUCCAGAAGACAUUAACUUUGAAUGAAGAAAUAUAUUUCGUUCAAUAAGUUGUGAAAAUGACUUUUGUAUAAAAGAGUUGUACUGUUCUCAACAUUACAUCAUGCAUGGAUUUUAAAGUAGCAUCAUUUGAAAACUUAUAUA